AUGGCAACAGAAAUACCAGUGAUCACUGUGGGAGCAGUGUUCCUAGUUGUGCUGCUGUUGAUGGUGCUGAUCAACAUUUCUGGACAGAGAGAAAGAAAUGUACAGGAAGGCCACAAGAGAAUUGACUCUGGGCUGCUGCAGUACCUCUACCAGUUCCUUCCCUACUCCGUGUCUCCUUCCCUCCCAGGUCCUCCUAGUCGUUUCCUCAUUGGAAACUUGUUGGAGCUGACACAUGAACACCUGCCGAUCCACCUGACCUCUCUGGCUCAGCGGUACGGAAACAUCUACCGCCUGAAAUGUGGAAACACAACCAUGGUGGUACUUAAUAGUAGUGAAGUCAUACGAGAAGCACUGGUGAAAAAAUGGUCAGAUUUUGCUGGGAGACCAGUUUCAUAUACAGGUGAUAUUGUGUCUGGGGGGGGGCACACCAUCUCUCUGGGGGACUAUAACGAGGAGUGGCGGGCCCAUCGCCGCCUCGUCCACGGCGCUCUGCAGCGCUGCUGCCAGCAGUCGCUGCACGAUGUGAUCGAGAGGCAGGCGCUGCGUCUGAGAGAGGUUCUGAUGGACUAUCAAGGCAGAGCUGUAGAUCUCUCUGAGGAUUUCACAGUGGCAGCCAGUAAUGUUAUCACCACUUUGGCUUUUGGAAAAGAAUAUGAUAAGAGUUCUGUGGAGCUGCAGCAGCUGCACAGCUGUCUGAAUGAGAUCGUUGCUCUGUGGGGCUCCUCCUGGAUUUCUGCCCUGGACUCCUUCCCGCUGCUCCGAAAAUUACCCAAUCCUGUGUUUGCCCGUCUCCUGAAAGAGGUGGCUAAAAGAGAUGAACUCAUAAAAAAACAUCUCAACAACUACAAGUUACAAGACAAAAAAAACAAGGAUGCUAUCACAGGAUUCCUCCUUCAGGGCCUCGACAAACAUCCCAACACACAAGAUGGAGUUCUCCUGACAGAUGUUCAUGUCCACAUGGCCACCGUGGACCUCCUCAUCGGGGGGACAGAGACCACUGCAGCCUGGCUGAACUGGACUGUGGCCUUCCUGCUGCACAGACCAGAGGUGCAGACCAAAGUGUAUGAGGAGUUGUGCACCGUGUUAGAGGGUCGAUACCCCAAAUACAGCGACAGACACAGACUUCCUGUCCUGAGCGCUCUGAUCAGCGAGGUGCUCAGACUCAGACCGGUCGCCCCGCUGGCGGUUCCACACAGAGCCAUCAGAGACAGCAGCAUUGCAGGUUACUUCAUCCCUCAGAACACAGUCAUCAUUCCUAAUCUGUAUGGGGCUCACCAUGACCCCACAGUGUGGACCGACCCAUACAGCUUCAGACCAGAGCGCUUCCUGGAGGGAGGAGGAGGCUCCACCCGGGCCCUGAUCCCUUUCGGAGGGGGGGCCCGGCUCUGCUUGGGGGAGUCUGUCGCCAAAAUGGAGCUCUUUCUGUUCACUGCCUACUUGCUGAGAGACUUCCAGUUCCUCCGUCCGGAGGGCGAGGCCUCGCUGCCCGACCUGAGGGGAGUAGCUAGUGUUGUACUCAAGGUCAAGUCCUUCACAGUGGUAGCACGUCCAAGACCCGGCACCAAUCUCUGAACAGGCUGUACUGCUUAUUUGUUGCUUAAAUAUUGAGCGUUUGUGUGAAAACUACUUUUUUUGCAUGUAAAAAUAAGUACAGAACCUUCAUGUCAAAGUUUCUCAUCAAUACUUCUUUUUGGCUGUAGCAUUGGACAUCCUGAUUAAC
Molecule: messenger RNA, 1720 nt
Organism: Centropristis striata (black sea bass)
Lineage: Eukaryota; Metazoa; Chordata; Actinopteri; Perciformes; Serranidae
Gene: cyp21a2
Product: steroid 21-hydroxylase
Exons: 12
Coding region: 1-1572 (523 amino acids)
Biological process (GO): progesterone metabolic process; hormone biosynthetic process
Molecular function (GO): heme binding; steroid 17-alpha-monooxygenase activity; iron ion binding
Source: RefSeq, a predicted model, not a curated record